Messenger RNA from Peronospora matthiolae, 354 nucleotides. Lineage: Eukaryota; Oomycota; Peronosporomycetes; Peronosporales; Peronosporaceae. The record is from the annotation of a GenBank genome assembly.
AUGGAAGAAAGUUCCAGCGUUCCUGAGAGUGAUAAUUUCCGAGCGAGUUAUGUUGAGGGAAUGGAUCCCCAACCACCUGCGGAUGUGUUUUCCCAGAUAAUUACCGAGACAGUGAAUGUCUUGGUAUUUGACGGAUCGAUUGUAGGCGCUUAUACACUUGAUCUGGUGACGCCCCUGAAGUCAGCUUCGGAGGUGGUCAAGUUGCCAACGCUAGAAUCUAAAAGAUUCUUGCGAGAUCUGCGUAGUGACAAGAUCAAGCCGAUCUGCGUACUCGUCACAGAGGACGAGUACGUCGCCGAUAUUCGGUCGGCACAAGUGUUUGCUGAGAACGAACGGGUUCUCAGUAGCCCAUAG